This is a messenger RNA of Pocillopora damicornis (cauliflower coral), 1168 nucleotides long. RefSeq names its product melanocyte-stimulating hormone receptor. Gene Ontology annotation, biological process: G protein-coupled receptor signaling pathway. Gene Ontology annotation, molecular function: G protein-coupled receptor activity. The record is from RefSeq and is a predicted model, not a curated record. NCBI's taxonomy places the organism in Eukaryota, Metazoa, Cnidaria, Anthozoa, Scleractinia, Pocilloporidae. Gene Ontology annotation, cellular component: membrane.
AUGGCGACAGCAAGUGUAACCGGAACAGUCAACAUUCUCUUCUCCAUCACAGCAAUUAUUGGGAAUUCUCUUAUCCUUGUUGCCCUUCAUAAGGAAUCUUCCCUCCAUCCGCCAUCCAAACUCUUGUAUCGUUGUCUGGCAACAACUGAUCUGUUGGUUGGUCUUAUUACCCAGCCUCUGUACGCUACCUAUUGGAUGUCCUUGGCUCAAGAGCACUGGAGUCUUUGUCGAUAUUCUUUUGAUGGAUGUGUUGUAACAGGCUAUGCAUUAUGUUCUGUGUCAUUGUCGACAGUGACGGCCAUCAGCGUGGACCGCCUUCUCGCUAUGUUGUUGGGACUGAGGUACAAAGAGAUUGUUACUUUGAGGCGCACGUAUGUCAUUUUAGCUAUCGUUUGGGUUGUAUCUCUAGUUGCUGGAUUAUUCUGUCAUCUCGAUGACCGUAUAACCGCUUGGUACAGCCUAAUAGGUGUAUCAUGUUGCUUAAUUAUCUCCAUCGCCUCGUACAUUAAGAUUUUUUGCGCUCUCAGUCAUCAUCAGGCUCAAGUGCAAGAUCAUGUUCAACAACAGCCGAGCCAACGAAAUGCACUGAACAUUUCGCAAUACAUAAAGGCAGUGCACAGCGCACUGUGGGUGCAGUUAGCUUUAAUUGUUUUUUAUGUACCAAUUGUUAUAGCGGAAACUGUAAUUACUCUUACUAAAGAGCGAUUUCGAAAUUUCGUCAUAAUCGAUGGAAUGGCAGUUGUCUUGGUGUUAUUUAACUCUACUUUAAACCCGUUCCUUUACUGCUGGAAGAUAAGUGAGGUGAGGGGAGCUGUAAAGCAGACAAUCAGACAGGCAGUCUGCUAUGAAUAGGAGCACACCUAUAUUAACGUUAGCUUGUACUGUUACUGCUAUAGCUUAUUUGGAAAAAUUAUAAUUGUUAUGAGAGAGGGGAAGAAAUGCCAUUUCACGAUAAGAAGAGUAAGGAAAAAUAUAAGGAGCUAUUUCUAAAUGGUAUGUUGUACUUGAAUUAUCUAACGAACAACUAACAGGCGAAAAAAUUGUGGUUUAAUAACGAAACAAAACAAUGAUAUGUCGCCAAUUUGCGCAUUUCUAAUGAAGUAGUGAAGGCUAUCAGUUAUUUUGGAAUCAGAACGCGCUCAGGAUUUUUCUUUGCGAUCAAAUGUUG